Drosophila busckii is the source of this 573-nucleotide messenger RNA. Its product is annotated as C-type lectin 37Db. The record is from RefSeq and is a predicted model, not a curated record. Gene Ontology annotation, cellular component: external side of plasma membrane. The transcript is spliced from 2 exons. Gene Ontology annotation, molecular function: carbohydrate binding. Gene Ontology annotation, biological process: biological process involved in interspecies interaction between organisms. NCBI's taxonomy places the organism in Eukaryota, Metazoa, Arthropoda, Insecta, Diptera, Drosophilidae. The coding region runs from base 13 to 525 and encodes 170 amino acids.
UUGCUAUUGACAAUGUUUUACUUAUUGCCGCUACUACUUGCUGCCUGUCUGCCAACUGCCUUUGCAGAUGCUGAUCCUAAUACUGCAUAUUGCACAAAAGUAAUUGGCAAUGUAAAGUACACACAAAAGGGACAGAAGAAUUAUUUUAUUGGAAAAUCUCAGACUAACUGGUUUGAAGCUGUGCACACAUGUCGUCAAUUGGGCGGAAACUUGGCCGUCAUCGAAUCAGAUGUAGAGCUAAAGUUUAUACAAGAAUAUUUGAUUGAAAAUAGAUACGAUGCCAAUCAUCAGUUCUGGAUAUCUGGCAAUGAUCUUGUUAAGGAUGGAACAUUUUACUCCAUCAAUGACGGAUUUCCCUUGCGCUUUUUAGCCUGGUCAAAGAAUCAGCCCGACAACCUUGGCAUAGAGAAAUGCAUACAUUUGUUUAUGGAUGGCGCGGAGUAUAAAAUGAAUAACGAAAAGUGUGAUAAUCAUGCUUUCUAUUUAUGCGAGAAACGUGGUAGUGAGUGCUGUAUUGAGAAUUGAAAUCAAUUGUCAAAUAAAUCAACUAAAUAAAUGUUGAACUGUGUAUGC